CUCAUUCCCUUAAAUGACACAAGAUAUCUUCAGUCUAGUAGAAAAAGAAUUUUUACUAUCCAAAGAGCAACUUAAGCCUAUCAUCGAAGGGUUUAUUCAAGAAUACAAGACUGGCCUUAAAACACCCUCAAAAGGUCUGGCCACCAUGAUUCCCUCAUUUGUAACCAAGAUGCCAAUGGGCAAUGAAACUGGAACUUUUCUUUCUCUUGACUUGGGUGGCACUAAUUUACGUAUAGCUGCAGUUGAACUCAGAGGUGCUGGCAAGACAGCAGUUCAUGAACUCAAGCGUUGUCCCUCUACUGAACUCAAGACAGGCGAAGGCUCAGUCUUUUUUGACUGGAUUGCAGAUGCCAUUCAAGAGCUCAUCACUGUAGAAGCUAGACAUUUGUUUUCUACAGCUCAAGUAGAAGGCAAAGAAACGUUAUCCUUGGGUGUCUGUUGGAGCUUUCCUGUAGAUCAGACAGCUGUCGAUCAUGGUACUAUUCUCAGAAUGGGAAAGGGAUUCACAUUGAAAAAUACAGAAGGCAACGAUCUUGCUGCCAUGUUUCAUGAGGCUUUUCAGAGAAAGAAUCUCAACGUAAAGGUGACUGCUAUACUAAAUGAUACAGUUGGUACGCUGGUUGCACAUGCGUAUAAAAAUCCUGCAUGUCGUAUUGGUCUUAUUUUCGCAACUGGUAUUAACGCAGCAUACCCUGAAAAAGUACCUGCUAUUACCAAAUUAAACCCAGAUAUCCGAAGGAGAUAUCCACCCGGUACAGAAAUGUUGAUCAACACAGAGAUUGACAUCUUUGGUACAGAAGCUUAUUUACCCUUGACCAAGUACGAUCUCACACUUGAUCGCUCUCACAAUCAACCUAAAUUCCAACUUUAUGAAAAAAUGCUCUCUGGCGCUUAUAUGGGUGAGCUGACUCGUUUGAUCGCCAUGGACUUUAUUCAAGCAGGUGCUUUAUUUGGUGGCGAAGUGCCCGAAGGAUUUGAUCGACCAUGGUCAUUCCCCACAAAGUACAUGAGCAUAUUGGAAAAUGAUGAAACAGAGGCCAAAGAGGCUAGCUUCGACAUGCUAAGCCAGUUUCCAAGCAAACAUGGUAAGCCAACAAUGGAAGACAUAACUACCUUGACUCGCAUUUGUCGUAUUGUCGCUUCCCGAUCUGCUUCAUUAGCCGCUGUGGCCAUCAUUUCUUUAUUGGAGCAACAAGAACUGAUGGAUCAAGAAAAUGUUAUUAUCGGAAUCAAUGGUUCAACCUAUGAAUUUUAUCCCCACAUGGAUAAGCGUGUCAGACGGGCUUUGGAUGAGUGGUAUGGACCAGAAGUCAGUAGUAAGAUCACACUAGAAGUUGCAUCUGAAGGGGGUAGCGUGGGUGGUGCAUUGAUUGCCAUGUUGUGUGAAUAAUGUAUAUGUAAUUCUGUUUCUUUCGCGUUUGUUUAUAAAGUCAUGGUACGCAAUGUGUAUUUAAAGUC
Rhizopus microsporus ATCC 52813 is the source of this 1458-nucleotide messenger RNA. Its product is annotated as actin-like ATPase domain-containing protein. Gene Ontology annotation, molecular function: fructokinase activity; mannokinase activity; glucokinase activity. The coding region runs from base 14 to 1390 and encodes 458 amino acids. Gene Ontology annotation, biological process: intracellular glucose homeostasis; glucose 6-phosphate metabolic process; glycolytic process. The record is from RefSeq and is a predicted model, not a curated record. NCBI's taxonomy places the organism in Eukaryota, Fungi, Mucoromycota, Mucoromycetes, Mucorales, Rhizopodaceae. Gene Ontology annotation, cellular component: mitochondrion; cytosol. The transcript has 3 exons.